Molecule: messenger RNA, 1351 nt
Organism: Drosophila ananassae
Lineage: Eukaryota; Metazoa; Arthropoda; Insecta; Diptera; Drosophilidae
Product: E3 SUMO-protein ligase ZBED1-like
Exons: 3
Coding region: 181-1284 (367 amino acids)
Molecular function (GO): DNA binding
Source: RefSeq, a predicted model, not a curated record
AGUAGCAGAGGUGGAGAAACAUCGAUGUUAACAUCGAUGUCAUCGAUGUUUUGAAAACAUCGUUGACAUCGAUGUUUGGCAAGCCAACAUCGAUGUUUAUCAUCUCUAACGAGCAUCAAGCAGGGAAGACGUGAAAAUUUGUUCUGUUGGUGGUGUUGGCUGAGGUAGUGGAGUGGAGGCAUGGAGAGAUAUCUGAAACGAACAUCAAAAUCGGAUGAAAAUGUGGAGGAGCCAGCACCAGGUCCAAAAAAGAAGCGGGAAGCUUCGGUUGCCUGGGAUCACUUCAAAAAAGACGUUAGAAAGACACACGGAGUUUGCAAUUAUUGUGGCAAAGCUAUAAAAACAAACGGUAAUACUACAAACCUUCUCGACCAUCUAAGGCACAUGCACCCAGAUCGCCUUAAAGUUGGAAAAGGCCAAAAUGACAAUGCAACUGCUUUGGAUGUGUUCGUGGGAAGGUCAACGUUUUACAGUAACGAUUCUGCCAGAAAACGGAAACUCGACGAAAUGGUGAUGAACAUGAUAGCUGUAGACGUUCAACCAUUCAGCUGUGUUGAGGAUGAAGGUCUCAUUAAUCUUUUAAGAGAAAUGGACCCGCGCUACAAGCUGCCAAGCCGGACCCACUUGCGUGACACAGUUCUUCCAAAUCAAUAUGACCGUUUAAAGAUCGUCCUAAUUUCUGUUUUGGACAAGAUCGACUUUCUGGCCCUAACGACUGAUCUGUGGACAUCGAGGGCAAACGAGGGGUACAUAACCAUAACGUGUCAUUUUGUGUGGACCGGCGCAAAACUGAUCUCGGCAGUAUUGGCAACUAGGCAGCUUGUAACAUCCACAAACCACACGGCUCCCAACAUAGCCGAAACUAUAUCAUCUGUGCUGACAGAGUGGGCUAUUGCAAGUAAGGUGGUUUGCGUAGUAACGGACAACGACUCGACGAUGAAGAAAGCGUGUGAACUGCUUAAAUACAAACACUUGCCCUGCGUGGCACAUACAAUUAAUUUACUUGUGCAGGAUGCUCUACGUUUUCCAGUUGUUGAGAGUAUAUUAAGCAAAUGCAAGUCGAUCGUCGCCUAUUUUAAACGAAGCACAGUAGCGUAUGAAAAAUUCAAGGAAGCGCAGGGAGUAGACCAGCCCGUUGGACUGUUGCAAGAGAUGCCUACUCGAUGGAAUAGUGCUUACGAAAUGAUCAAGCGGAUCAUUAAAACAAAUGAGCACAUCACUGUCGUGCUGGUCACAUCUCGGAAUGCACCUCCACCGCUUACGCCAGACGAAGUAGAUGUCUGACAUGACUUGUGCGAACUUCUGUCCCCGUUUGAUGAUGCCACUCUAUCAGUUUCAACCAACACCACCG